Molecule: messenger RNA, 1296 nt
Organism: Lathyrus sativus (Indian pea)
Lineage: Eukaryota; Viridiplantae; Streptophyta; Magnoliopsida; Fabales; Fabaceae
Source: the annotation of a GenBank genome assembly
AUGCCUUGUCCUUCAUUCCACAAGCUUGUUCUACCAUCCACUCUCCAAGCUAAGCAACUGAGGCUUCCAGAUGAUUUUGUGAGGAAAUACGGGGGCGAUAUUUCUCCGAUUGUUACUCUCACAGUUCCUGACGGAAGUGUGUGGCGUGUAGGAUUGAAAAAGGAAGACAACAAAUUUUGGUUCCUCAAUGGAUGGCAUGAGUUUGUUCAAAACUAUUCCGUCGGUGUUGGAUACUUGUUGCUAUUCAGAUAUGAAGGAAAGUCGUCUUUCAAUGUCAAUAUUUUUUGUUUGGCUACUUCUGAGAUUAACUAUCAAUCACCCGCACAAAGCAGAAAUGAAGGGUCUCUUGUUGCAAAAUGUCUUAAAAUUUUCGAAGAAAUGGAAGAUGAAGAUUCAAUUGGAAUCCUCAAUUCGUCGUCGCCUACGAACCUUACUCCUAGCCCAUUUCAAAAUAAAAAUGUUUCUGGAGCAGCUGAUAAAUUCAUGCCUGGCAAGUCUCGUUCGCCUCCAGCGCUGCAGAAUCUGUUUAAUGGAUCUAAACUUAAUAGCAUAAACUGGGGAGAAAGUAGAAAUACUCCUUCUAGAAGUUCCAAUUCAAUAGACAGCCACUUGACCCGAGAUAUAGGUCUCCAGUUUAAUGUAGUUGAGUUUAAAAAGUCUACUGAAGAGGUGAAGUUGCGUGCAGCCACUGAUGAAAAGGUUAAAAAAACUGCGACAAAGAAGCGUAAAUCAGAUGUUCAGGAACCUCCUUCUGAACACGAAGAUGAGGUAGAAAUGCGCAAUAGGUUUUAUGAAAGUGCAUCUGCAAGGAAAAGAACUGCCACGGCUGAAGAAAGAGAAAAGGCUAUCAACGCAGCAAAAGCAUUUGAACCAUCUAAUCCUUUCUGUCGAGUCGUCCUGCGACCCUCCUAUUUAUAUAGGGGAUGCAUAAUGUAUCUACCAUCUUGCUUCGCAGAGAAGAACUUGAACGGCGUUUCAGGAAUUAUCAAACUUCAAAUCUCUGAUGGGAGACAGUGGCCAGUUCGUUGUCUUUAUAAAAGCGGUAGAGCUAAGUUAAGCCAAGGAUGGUUUGAAUUUUCAUUAGAGAACAAUUUAGGAGAAGGCGAUGUGUGCGUGUUUGAGCUGGUUGAAACGAAGGAUGUCGUGCUACAAGUUACUCUAUUUCGUAUUACCGAGGAUGAAGGACUGUUGAGCUCACCAUCUUUGCAGCAGAACCAACAUGUGAGCCCUGCUAAACUGUUACUGAACAGUCCCUUUCAGAAUCAGCUUGCUUCAACAAAACUGAUUAGAAACUAA